AUGCUGCUAUUGUCGUUGGGAGCGGCGGUUCACUGCCGGCCCUCGACUUUGGCACAGUUGCGUUGCGAUAACGCCCACUGCCCUCAAGUGGAUCCCAAUCCCAAGAUGUUGAACGUUCAUCUCAUACCUCACACUCACGAUGACGUCGGUUGGCUUAAGACUGUGGACCAGUAUUUCUACGGCUCUAAGACUAAUAUCCAGAAAGCGGGCGUACAGUAUAUCAUCGACUCGAUAGUUGACGCUCUGCUUAAGAACGAGACCCGAAAGUUCAUCUAUGUUGAGACGGCAUUCUUCUGGAAGUGGUGGAAAUUACAGACACCUGAACAUCAGGAGAGGGUCAAGAAGUUGGUUAACGAUGGUCAAUUGGAGUUCAUAAACGGCGGGUGGUGUAUGAAUGAUGAGGCGGCCGCUCAUUACCAGUCCAUUGUAGACCAGAUGACUUGGGGUCACCGACGCCUUCAGGACACGUUCGGUAACAGGUCAAUUGGAGUUCAUAAACGGCGGGUGCUGGGGAAGCCUCACAGCCGAGAACAGGCCUCACUCUUCGCUCAGAUGGGCUUCGAUGGGAUGUUUAUGCAAAGGAUUGAUUACGACGACCAAAAUCUACGAAAGAAAGAGAAGAGAAUGGAGUUGUUAUGGCAGGGAAGCGAUGACUUGGGAAAGGCUUCAGAUCUGUUCACACAUAUCAUGGAAAUGGGUUACGGUCCUCCUCGGGGUCUAAACUGGGAAAUAGCGGGCAAUGGUUUCAAUCAGGGCGGAGACGAUCCAUUCAUCGACGAUCCCGAGUCUGAAGACUAUAAUGUGGACACAAUUAUAGAUAAAUUCUUGGCCUACGCUAAAGAGUAUUCCCAAUACUACCCGACGAAUAACGUAUUGUUCCCAAUGGGUACAGACUUUUACUUCCAGAGCGCUAAUCCGUGGUUCAAAAAUAUGGACAAAUUGAUCAAAUAUGCAAACUUAAGGAAGAGCAACGGAUCCAACGUUAAUGUCUUCUACUCGACGCCAUCGUGUUAUAUGCAUGGCAUACAUUUCGCAAACCAUACUUUUACCACCAAAUCUGAUGACUUCUUCCCCUACGCUAACCGUCCGCACGCCUAUUGGACGGGUUAUUUCACGAGUCGACCGGCGCUCAAACGCUACGAAAAAGUGGGCAAUAAUUUCCUCCAAACGUGCAAACAGUUGGAUGUCUUAAGUCUCGGCAAGAAUGACGAUAAAGUGACGCCAUUGAGGGAAUGGAUGGGUGUUAUGCAACAUCACGACGCCGUCACCGGCACUGAGAAACAACACGUUUCCGAUAAUUAUGCCCUAAAAUUGUAUAAGACUAUAGAGAAGUGCCAAUCAGUUGUCAAUUCAUCGCUGAAUACACUAAUUGGAAAAUCAGACGUAAAACUAAAUCAAUUGUUUUGCAAUCAACUGAAUGUCAGCGCCUGUGCUGUCACUGAAGGAACUGAUAACCUGGCGGUCACUAUAUAUAACCCGUUCGGACAUAAUGUCACUCAUUUGGUGAGACUUCCCGUCACAUCCAAGGCAUACAAAGUGUUGAACCCGAAGGGAAAUGCUAUCAAAUCAGAUAUCGUAGCCAUUCCUGAGUCGGUAUUAAAUCUUAAGGAAAGAAGGAGUAAAGCAAAGGAUGAACUGGUGUUUGAAGCAGAGGUGCCGGCACUCGGAUUUGCAACAUAUCUAUUAAAAGCAAACAGCGCUGAAAAUAUAGAAAAUGAGGUGAAAGUAACCAAAAUAUCGGACGCUUUUACUAUAAAAUCCAAGUCAUUAAACAUACGUUUCGACAAAACGGGAGCUUUGAAUGCAAUUGAGUUGAAGAACGGAAAAGUUGUUGACUUUAAACAGAACUACGAGUACUAUAGGGCUCACGACAAGAACGGGGGCGACGAUCAGGCUUCGGGUGCUUAUGUUUUUCGCUCCAUUGGCGACACGCCUGAGCUCUACAAAGUGGGCCUUCAGUCAGAAUUAGUGGAGACAUCGGAUGCUAAAGAAGUUCACCAGAAAGUGAAUGAUUACGUCUCGCAAGUGAUAAGGAUUUGGCCGAAUAGGGAUGUCAUUGAAUUUGAUUUAGGUUCUUAUUGUGGACAAGGAUGCGAGGGCUACUAA
Messenger RNA from Medioppia subpectinata, 2106 nucleotides. The record is from the annotation of a GenBank genome assembly. NCBI's taxonomy places the organism in Eukaryota, Metazoa, Arthropoda, Arachnida, Sarcoptiformes, Oppiidae.